Tricharina praecox is the source of this 1038-nucleotide messenger RNA. RefSeq lists its product as uncharacterized. Lineage: Eukaryota; Fungi; Ascomycota; Pezizomycetes; Pezizales; Pyronemataceae. The record is from RefSeq and is a predicted model, not a curated record. Bases 1 to 1038 code for a protein of 345 amino acids. The transcript has 2 exons.
AUGUCAGCAAGCCUAUGGUACGCGUACAAUCUGGUACCCCCAGUGACGUUGCCGGGUCAGCCAUCCCUCGCACAGCAGCUCUACGACUACGUCCUGGCCAAUCAUCUGGACGUCCCCUGGGUCCAUCACUUCAUCGAUGGGCAGGGUACGGCGGUGCAGGCAGCAUACCGGGCGAUGCUCGACGACGUGAGCAACCACUUCAACUUCCCCGUCCGAUUCUCGACGGUUGGAGUGGAGGCGCACCGCAGGAUCGUCAACAUCCUGAUCCGGGAGGCUCGGGAUCUGCAGAGGUCGUUUCCCUUAUCCUUCGCAGGGGCAAUCCGUUACCGGGAUCUGGUUCUUGUCCAUGUGAAUAACGGAGUUCAAUAUGUAACGAGGACCGGAAACUUCCAGGCUAGGCGGCAAAAUCGGCAACCCCUUCCACCAUCACAAGGAAUCCAAGCGAUUCCACCAUCACAACCGGCGCCACAGGGGCCUCAAGCGUCAUCCUUCUUACCAGCAUCACAGGGACUGAACGCAUUAUCAUCACCAGCAGCCACGCAAGGCCUCCACGGGAUUGUAUCACCACAAGCGUUCCAGGGGAUUCAAGGGCAAUCCGGACUAUCAGCGCCGCAGGGCGGGCAAGCACUAGUAUCCCGGGAUCUGCGCCCGGACAGAGGCAAUCGAGACCGCCGCACGCGAAGCCUCUCACCCUUACGCGUUGAUCCAUUCAGGGUUGUUGUGGCUGGUCACAGUGCCGAAGGAGGUCGUGCGAGAUACCGAGCGCGUGAGGAAGUAUCGGCUAGUGUGAACGACGUCAUGGGAAGCGACGAGGCCAUCAAUGUCGACGAAUCGCCGUUUGAUGACGAAAACGUCGAUCGCGUGAUCGAAUGCGUAAUGAGGUUGAUGAAUACGCAGGAAGCGCCGGCCAAUGAACCCACCGAGGAUGAGUCCGACAUCGAAGAUGCAGAUCUCUCAGAGUUCCUCCGGCUUCUACAUGAUUCGGAAAACACUGGUCAAACGGAAGACCACCCACAUGGAGGCGACUCGGAACAGUAG